GUAUUUCAGAUGUUAGUUUAAAACAGAACUUAGUUAAUAAACUGAUUAGUGAAUGUAAAAGAAAAGAUAAGGUGUCUGGUGAACUGUUAAAGAAGGGAAAAUUGAUGUCUUUAGAUAAUGAUGAUUACAUGCAUAGUGUAGGAGGUUUAAAUAUCAAUAAACAAGAAGAAGAAUAUUUAGAAACAAAGGCAACAGAUAAAGCCUUAAAUAUAGAAAAUGUUGACUAUUUGCUGCUGGCUAAACAAGUGGCAUUAGAAAAAGCAUAUGUAGUUAGAAUUGCUAAUCAAGAUGGGUGA
Cetraspora pellucida is the source of this 296-nucleotide messenger RNA. Lineage: Eukaryota; Fungi; Glomeromycota; Glomeromycetes; Diversisporales; Gigasporaceae. The record is from the annotation of a GenBank genome assembly.